AUGUUUAGAAACCGCAUUUCAGUCGUUCGGAAAGCAAAAGCUGCCUCAAAAUCUAGCACAAUACAAUCAUCUCUGGGGUCAAUCGAUGAGGCAGCUGACAAAGGAGAUGGGCCGAGCAGUUCGCAUCUGGGAUGUGUUUCACUACAAAGUGGUGUAAGUCGUGCAAGUGAAACGCCAUCGGUUGGAAACGAAUCGGGAGCUAUGGAAUACGCAAAGCCCGAUGAAGGCAUCUGCUUAGACGAAAAUGCAUUUUUUAUGGAUGAUAGUGGCGAAAUCAGGGAGAAUGAAUUACUCCUGGCGGAAGAUGACGACAACGAUGUUACGAAGGAUCUUGACUUUAGCCGAACAUCACCCGCAUUAUUUUCGCUGACCUCCCCCAAAAGAGCAAGAAUGACGUUGGAGAUUCAACAAUCGGUUGAACGAAAUGGACCCACGAUGAAUCUGGUGACCCCUGAAAGUAAUUAUACAUUACGGGUCACUCCUUCAAGUUCCAGUUUCGUGAAACCUUCUGUACCGGAAACAUCGCCAUCCGCGUUCCGAUGCAUUGUGAAUGAAACACCACAACAGCCAGAACAACAUCGAAGCACAGCGUGGAGCAUCCGUUCGUCGAGUCAGUCCAAGCAGUCUGGGGUUCUGAAGCGCCAAACGAUUACCGGUGCUAUUGACGAUCUGAACGAGAUGACGGAAGAGUUGAUCGAUUUUAUCAGGAACUUUGAAGAAAAGUACCCCACCGCAAUCAAUGGAACGAGUUCCUCGUAA
This is a messenger RNA of Anopheles marshallii, 759 nucleotides long. RefSeq lists its product as uncharacterized. The record is from RefSeq and is a predicted model, not a curated record. Bases 1 to 759 code for a protein of 252 amino acids. The transcript has a single exon. Lineage: Eukaryota; Metazoa; Arthropoda; Insecta; Diptera; Culicidae.